UUGGUGGGUGAGGACGCUGGAACUAUAUCCGUUCGCGCGUGUGUGUGUGAUUGUGCUACUACCAAAUAACUAGAAAUGUAUUUAUCUCGAUCGGCUAGUAGUUCCUAGUACGUCAGUUUGGGGACGUAAGAUGCGCUCUAGAACUUCGUUAACGUGACGCUACUAGAAGAUGGGGAGGAGAAAGGGAGUUUUGCUAUUGGUAAUAAUCUUUAGUUUUGGCUCGGCCCAGAGACUAGUAGAUAAAGAUGACCUGCCCACAGAAGACAUCGACCUCACCACCGCCUUCCCACACACUCCGGCCACCACUCCGGCCUCCACUCCGGCCUCCACUCCCCUCCCUGAUGACCUUAGAGGAGGGGAGACGGAGGUGGUAGGAUGGGCGGAAACAACGGUGGACGGAUUGGACGCAUCGGAGAGCCAGACGGAAGUGCCAAGUACAGAUGACCCUCCUGGCACUGUCACUACCCGCCUCACGACACUGCCCGUUAGUGACAUUGUCGAAGAGCCGGAUGGUGCUACUGUCCUGGAAAUUCAGGACCUACUUACUACUGACGGUGAUGUGGUACUUACACUGCCACCCGGUGAUGAUGUGAGUGUUUUAGACAGUGUCGUGGUACUUACGACAGUACAGAGUGAGCCCGGUGUAGAUACUGUCACGGACGGGAGAGAUGCGAUUUCGACAGUACACGAUGACGGUGUUAGUGUUUUAGACAGUGUAAUGGACGGAGACGUGACAGAUGAUGUGGGUGUAACGACGAUCAGUGUCACGGACGGUGGUUACACGAUACCCGGUGAGGACAGUGCCAUGGACAGUAGUGGGACAGUAGCCACGGUGCAAGAUGUGUUUUAUUUAGACAGUGCUACGAACGGUGAGUAUACAGUCACGUCGACAGUGCCCGGUGAUGACGCCGAGUCUACUGUAUUGACGGCUGUAGACAGUGUUACGGACGAGGAUGAAAUACUGUCUACAGUACAAGACAGUGCCGUCACUGGUGUAAAUACUGUCACGGAUGAAGAGGAAGUGACAGCGCAAGGUGGUGUCACGGGUGAGGGUGUCAUGACAACUACAGUAACAGGUGGUUUGUUGACGGUAGGUGUCACAGACGGGGAUGACGUGACAGCUGCAGUAACAGGUGACGAGGGGACGGCAGCUGUCAUAGACGGGGGUGAAACAGAAGCCACAGACUCGACGACGGCGGUCAGUCACGACACCUUGGAGCAGGACCUUGAAAUCCCCGAGGCUGUGGUAGCGAGGGAUCCUUCGUCUUCCACCCCAUCAGGAGAUUUGGAGGAGGAGGAGACCAUCACCCCAGUCUCUGUCACCUUGGAGACCGACCUGACACCCGAGGAUGACCACCAAGACCCUGUGUCCGAUCCCCCACUGACGGAAGCGGCCCUAGAUGACGAGGCCGGGAAGACGACGAAGAAUCUUCCUGAUGAUAACGAUGAUGAUGACUCGGCAACGAUGGAAAGCGACGAUUCGAACGGCAGCGAUUACGACCUGAUAGUGGAGACGGUAAUCAGUACAGCGACGAUUUAUUUUGAUGACGACUCGUUACAGCAUCUUGGCACCAGCCGUCGUUUUCCUCGCACGGUGUCCGCUGAUCUGAGAGCGACGCCCGCACAGCUCAACGACGUGGAGAUGACGGAACAAUACCGCGGCUUCCUCUCACGUCACUACCCGCCCUCCUCCCUCACCACCUACACCACCAUCGUCGACCACUCAAACCUCAGGAAAACCAACCGCAAGUCUGACCCUCAGCCAGACAUCGACGACAUAAUCAAGGGGAUCGUGCAGCUGCUGGGAGGCAACGUGAAGGUGACAGCUGCAGAAGUCCCCCAAACUCGCCUCACGACCUUCGGUAACUUAGACGUGACCAGCACCCGCAUCAACAACAGAGGUCCUCCCAGACUCACUCAUAUACCAUAUGGGAUCCUCAAUUCCCCAGUCCAAACUCGACCACCAAUCCGGCGACCAGUCUCUUCCCCGGCCAACUUACCCAAUCUUCGACCUCUACCUGGCCGACCACAGUUUGUAGCCAACACUCGGCCGCCCUUUUUGGUUCCCCUGCCGCCCUCCCUGGCUAGCCGUCCCUUGCCGCCCCUCCAGCGACCCUACGCCACAGGUAUCCCUCUCCCCAUCGACCUCCUCCCCAACUCUGACGAGGUUUACGACACUCAGCCGGAGAUCACGGUCAAUCCUGUCAUCCCGGGCUUCCCAGACUACGGCGAUAAGACCCUAGCGAGCAGACCAACAGCAGGAGAGAGUCCACACACCACUGAAAGUUCCCAGACGACCCCCACACUACUACACAUGGCACCCACCUCUCUCAUACCACCACCACCGCCACAAGUUGACACGGAAGAAAUUGACAACAUCACCACAUUCGCCACAAUAACAUCUACCACACAACUCGUCGCCCAGAUUUUGUCGGAUGUGCUUGAGACAUCCACGAGCGUCUCCAGCAUCGAACCGGAGACCUCGACGACAAAUAGUGAGACAAAUGUUGCCACAGAUGUGAUACCCAGCACCACAAGUGUUCCAGAGGUGUCGACUACAAGUGUCCCUAUCUCCCAGGACACGGCCGCCGCCACAACAACAACCACCACCACAACCACCCCGCCGUCUCAGACCACCUCAGAGACAUACCUCCUUCCCUCCAUGCUAGACCCAACCUCCACCGUGACCUCAACCUCAGUUCUAGACCAAGAACCUCAACCAACCUCCACUAUCACCACCAGUACCUCAUCCACCACACUAAGUCAAUCAUCCGCCACACCCUCCAUCACCACUCCCACGCCAUUGCUAUCCAUCCCACGCCUUCCCACGCCCUCCUACCGUCCAACUGGCCCUCCACCACCCUCCCUGUCACAUCCCCGUCCAGGCGUCGUACUGGAUGACUCACAAUACCGUCCAGGACAGAUCAUAACAGGGACAGUGGUACCUUAUGACGUGGGAGGACCCGGUGACAUCUUUGACGUCACGGUCUCAGCUCACCAGGGGUUCGGUCCACCCAUCAGAGGACCACCUUUCAGACCUCGUCCUCCAAACUCGGGCCAGCCUUAUCUUAGUCAAGGCAUUGCUCAAGGGCCCCUGGUGACGACUCCUGUAGAAGGGAAUAACGGGUUUGUGUCUAUUGAUGGCCGCAAGACUUACUUCGAUCUGUUCCCCACCACCGCCACCCACGACCAGGAGUAUCUGCAGCCACCUUCACAACAGUCCAUGGUAGGGACGGGGGUCGGAGUCGUCAUCCCAGAAGUGGAUAUUCCCUUAGACAGCAGCGGACCCCCAAACAACCAAGGGGGGUACUAUCCACAACCCUCGGCACCUCAGCCCGCUAUACCCCCACCCACGCCGCCCACACCACACCCACAGCAGCCCACACCACACCCACAGCAGCCCACAACACCAACGUCCAGACCCACCAGGAAGCCCUACAAUCGAAGGCCUACUCAGCCCUCCAUCAGGAUCGACACUUGCAUUGUGGGUGAUGACUCGACCUGCCAGGAGCAACUUGGGGAGGUGUGUCGGACUGAGGAGGAGGUGUCCAGCUGUUACUGUAAGCCUGGAACUGCUCGACGAAGACCUAGGACCCCUUGCAAGAGAAUAAUCUCGCUCUACAUGUCGCUGAAGGUGGACCGGGUGGGUGACCAACGCAUAGUGUGGGGCGGUAACUACUACAACCCAGAGUCCCAGGAGUACCGCUUGUUGGAGUGGGAGGCCAGGCAUGCUAUCUCGAAUGCCAUGUCCAAGACGCCCCUGAGCUCAGCGUAUAUGGGCAACACCGUACACAAGUUCUACUCCCUGGGGGGUAAAGUGAUCGUCAACUCUACCAUCAACCUCGAGGACCUGCCAUCCACCCGGAGCCGCAACAUCCGUCACACCCUCCAGCGGCAGAUCAUCCAGGUCAUCCAGAGUCACGCUAAUAAUGUGGGUGAUUCGGCAAUCUGGGUGGAUGGUCCCCUCAACCCUAUCCCGGAUGUUUCAGACGUGAACGAAUGUAACGAGGCGACGCUACACGACUGUCACGUCCACGCCAGCUGCAUUAACGAGUUUGGCACCUUUACUUGUCGCUGUUUACCUGGCUAUACUGACAGGUUCUCAGAUGACCCAGAGCAGGUAGGAAGGAAGUGCGAGUCGUGCUCCUCUGAUUACUGCAACAAGAGGGGCGACUGCCACAUCCAGGACGGCCAUAAAGUGUGCCAGUGUCGAGGGUCGUACUACGGGACGAGGUGUGAGAUCGACGGCGAGGUGUUGGGUGUGGCUGUUGGGGCGUCCGUAGCUGCUGUGGUCAUCAUCGUCCUCACCCUCAUCUUCCUCUGUAUGUGGAGUCGAAGAUGGAAAGCCCAAGACCGCAAGACUGAAGUGCUGGCACGUGGGGCUGCUCUUGGGGGCUUUGCCGUAAACGUUCAACACAAGGGCUCCUCCUCCACCGCCCACCAGUACGGGGCAACUCUUGAAGACCGUAUGCGAUGGGCACAGCUCGCUGACACACUCUCCAGUCAGAAUAUUUACGCGCAGCAACAGCAGCAGGGGUACCACCACGGUGAUGUUGGUGGCCCUGGUGUUGGGGCGUACACGGCCUCCAGUAGGGACUACCUCACCUCCGCCGUGCCCUCCACGCCCUUCUCCAUCUACAACCGCGUCACCCGGGCCAUCUCAAACUCCACCAUGGCCGCAGCUGCCCGGGACGGUGGCGGCGGUCUCCUGAGCCGCAUCCGCAAUGUGUUUGGCGGCAGAAGGGGCGGAGGGGCGAGGAAGGGCAAGGAGAGGAGACCGCCGUACAUGAUGAGCCAGGAGCCAUCACUGACCCUGCAGCAGUUGAUGGCCCUUCACACCCACCUGUCAUCUCAACCGGAGCAGCUACGAGGUGUGGGCGGUCCCUCGUCCCCACCCACAGCCGCUGCUACGCCCACACCCUUAUUUCAACACCAACGGCAGAUGGCAGCAUCGUCAUCGGGCUACGCAUCGCUGGGUACUCUAGGGUCGACGGCAUCACCACAGUACGGCCACCAUCAGUACCCGCCGCAGCAGUUUGGCUUACAGCACCUAAACCCCAUGAGCCACCUGACCAGCAUGCAGCAACAACAACAACAGCAGCAGCAGCUUCACAAACAGUCGGCCUUUGGGGCACAGUCGACGUACGGUCAAUAUGGCCCGGCGUCUUUCACUAUGUCUCAAGGAGGUGUGUCACGUGCGCCAACUAUGGGAGCUCGCACGCCCGUCCCUCUCCAUGAUAUGAUGGGUGCAGCCACCAUUGGUCCCAUGGGUGGGGGCACUGUGGCGCCCUCUGGCCUAGAGAGCUCCGAGGAUGAACUGGACCGGCCGUACCACUUACCGCGGCCCAAGUCCCGGGUCUCUCUAGGGGAUGCGAGUGACAUAUAUUACGAGCCAGAUGACCUGACCACGACCUUGGGCCCUCCUGACCGACCCCCACCCCCUAUACCCAAAACCAGUCACCCCCAGACAUAUAAUUUUGCCUUCUUGCACUGAUCUGUCCCCCGAUAAACUAACUAAUACUAUGUUUAUAUACUCUAUGUGGGUGUUAUAGUCAUGUGGAGUAUGUUGGGUAUGUUGUUGGUAGUUUGUGUUAUUCUCACAGUCUCCGCAUAGUAUAGUUUAUAUACUUAACCUUUUAAGGACAUUGAUUUAACCCUUUGAUGUUGCUGGUUUAAGGACUCAGAGGGUUAAACAUGAUGCCAUUUUGGAAUUAUAAGACAUUUUGAUAACUUAUACCAAUUUGAAACCCAUUUAAGAAUUUUGCAAUUCAGUGAUAUGACAUCACUGGAGAGUCAAGCAUCAGAUAAGUGACUUCACUCCUCAUACUGUCUGGUCACAUGCUGAGAGAAUGACAUAACUGCUUAGAUCCUGGUCUACCAAUUAGAACUGUAAGGUAAUCAACACCUAGGUUUGUGAUUGGUGGAUCAGAUGUCAAAACCCGCACUAACAUUGUUGCCAAAUGUCUCGUCAUAUGUACAUUAUUGUGUAUGGUGAGGUUUGGUAACACUGUACAGUACUGACUAUAGCACCUUCAAUUAUUUCACUGACCUUAUAUAUGAUGUGAUCUUCUUUAUCUGUCUGUCUGUAUGUCUGAACUAGCAUAAUACAUUGGUUUAUUUUAGUUAAUUAAUUAAUACACUAAAAUAUCACUCAUUUAUUCACAAUAUUUAUAAUAAUUAACUGUAGAUAAUGUCUCUGUCAAGGAUGUCAUUAUUUCAAUACAAUAUGGUAAGGUUUUUUAAUACAGUGGGGUAUGCUAUAACGAAUCUAAUUGGUUCUAGAACCUCGUUCGUUAUAGGAUUAAUCCGUUCCAG
Molecule: messenger RNA, 6315 nt
Organism: Homarus americanus (American lobster)
Lineage: Eukaryota; Metazoa; Arthropoda; Malacostraca; Decapoda; Nephropidae
Exons: 16
Coding region: 170-5494 (1774 amino acids)
Molecular function (GO): calcium ion binding
Source: RefSeq, a predicted model, not a curated record